This is a messenger RNA of Pistacia vera, 1338 nucleotides long. Its product is annotated as guanosine nucleotide diphosphate dissociation inhibitor At5g09550. Lineage: Eukaryota; Viridiplantae; Streptophyta; Magnoliopsida; Sapindales; Anacardiaceae. Gene Ontology annotation, cellular component: cytoplasm. Gene Ontology annotation, biological process: protein transport; small GTPase-mediated signal transduction; vesicle-mediated transport. The transcript is spliced from 13 exons. The record is from RefSeq and is a predicted model, not a curated record. Gene Ontology annotation, molecular function: Rab GDP-dissociation inhibitor activity. The coding region runs from base 1 to 1338 and encodes 445 amino acids.
AUGGAUGAAGAGUAUGAUGUAAUAGUGCUUGGGACUGGUCUCAAGGAGUGCAUUCUCAGUGGUCUUCUCUCUGUAGAUGGACUCAAAGUUUUGCACAUGGACAGAAAUGACUACUAUGGAGGAGAAUCAACUUCUAUCAAUCUUAAACAGCUAUGGAAGCGUUUCAAGGGAGACGAUCAGCCUCCAGAAAGCCUAGGCUCCAGCAAGGAUUAUAAUGUUGAUAUGGUACCCAAGUUUAUGAUGGCCAACGGCGGUUUGGUCCGUGUUCUUAUCCACACAGAUGUUACCAAGUAUCUUAACUUCAAAGCUGUUGAUGGUAGUUUUGUGUACAACAAGGGGAAGAUCUAUAAAGUUCCAGCAACUGAUGUUGAAGCGCUGAAAUCACCUUUGAUGGGACUGUUUGAGAAGCGCCGUGCUCGAAAAUUCUUCAUUUAUGUCCAAGAAUAUGAAGAUGAUGAUCCAAAAUCUCAUGAAGGCCUGGACUUGAACAAAGUUACAGCAAGAGAGAUUAUCUCAAAGUAUGGGCUUGAAGAUGAUACAAUUGACUUCAUUGGUCAUGCCUUGGCACUUCAAAUUGAUGACAGUUAUCUGGAUCAACCAGCUAUGGAUUUUGUGAAGAGAAUUAAGCUUUAUGCGGAGUCUUUAGCACGUUUCCAAGGAGGUUCUCCUUAUAUUUACCCUCUAUAUGGACUGGGGGAGUUGCCACAGGCAUUUGCACGUUUAAGUGCUGUUUAUGGUGGAACUUACAUGCUCAACAAGCCAGACUGUAAGGUAGAGUUUGAUGGUGAUGGAAAAGCUAUUGGUGUGACAUCCGAAGGAGAAACUGCUAAAUGUAAAAAGAUUGUUUGUGAUCCAUCAUAUUUGCCUGAUAAGGUUAAAAAGGUUGGAAAGGUUGCUCGUGCAAUAUGUAUAAUGAACCAUCCAAUUCCAGACACAAAAGAUUCUCAUUCAUGCCAGGUUAUUUUGCCACAGAAGCAACUCGGUCGUAAAUCAGACAUGUACCUUUUCUGUUGUUCAUAUGCUCACAAUGUAGCUUCAAAAGGACUAUACAUUGCUUUUGUUACAACAGAAGCUGAAACCGAAAAUCCUGAAGUUGAGCUGAAGCCUGGCAUCGAUCUUCUUGGACCUGUAAAGGAGAUGUUCUUUGACACUUACGAAAGAUUUGUGCCAAUAAACAACCAUGAAGCUGAAAACUGUUUCAUAUCUACUAGUUAUGAUGCAACAACACACUUCGAAACCACUGUAACGGAUGUGCUACAGAUGUACAGCAAGAUUACUGGAAAGGAACUUGAUCUGUCUGUGGACCUGAGUGCUGCUAGUGCUACUGCUAAUCAAUGA